GGAGCGCAGGGGGAAUGAGGGAGUGUUUACGGGACAGAAACAGCCAACACGUUUCAGUUCCUGGACUCAAGAGUGAAUUAUUUUCAAGUAACCUUUCGCUUUGUGACCACAUUGCAGAUAGAUUAACUAAAGUCCGAUGCUGCGAAAGAACCUUUACCCAUGAUUGAAGUAACGAUUCCAUCGAUGGAGAGGGAAGUGGAUGACUCGGGAAAGUUAAGGAAGCUCUUCAGAGUUGACAUCUUGUUUAACGGGAGGAAACAUUAUGUGAUGAGAAGACACAGUGAAUUCCAUAAUCUCCACAGAAAACUUAGGAAGAUUAUUCAGACUCCUGAUUUUCCCAGCAAAAGAAACCCCCACCUGCGGACGAAGCCUCUGGAGCAAAGGAGGCAGGAGCUGGAAGACUACAUCCAGGAGAUCAUCUAUCAAAAUGAAGAUGUGCCACAGGUGCUGUUGGACUUCCUUCAUGUUAAACACUUCCACACAGGGAACAAGAUCAGCAGCCUAGAAUCACUUGAUGACUUGGACGGUGAGAGUUACAGUUACCAGUUAUCACAUCAGCGUGUGGUGGGAUAUUUUCAAGACCCUUAUCUCUCCGAAUGUGCAGCAGGUCUCCCAGAUGUUGUUGUGGAUGGAGUUCUCCAGGGCUUCUACCACCGGGACAUCAGGGUUAGCUUCACUGCCUCUACCAAAUCCAACCCCCACAGUCUGACUGAGCCCAGCGCCGGCACUUCAAUGCAGGACUAAAUUCAAAAGCUUGAAAAAAUAUACAACACAAUUACUGUAGGACUAGAAAAUGAAAAAGCCAUUGUUACACAAUAACGUGACAUAAAAGAAUAUUAUCACCUAAACCAUGUCGUGGAUGCUUUAAUUCAAACAUGAACCAUGAAUGCCUCAGUUUUUGUGUGAGUGGCCCCACGGGGAACCAGAGCCAUAACCCAGGCAUGUUUUGGCAUGCUGCAGCCACUGUUAUACACUAACACCCUCCCGACCUGUCACAGCACUUUGAAAAUCUCAUUUGAGGCCAAAUACCAAAACGCACCUUGAAAAGUCAAUAUUUUGCAGAUGUUCUGACAGUUGCUUCUCAUCAUUUUUAAUAGGUAGAAGAGGAGUGGUAAUUUACAAUCUUUUCUCACAGGAGUCAUUUUGACAUGAAAUGGUAAACACUGGUGUUAUUAAUGACAUUAAUGAAGGUUCAGUUUCAUUUAUGUCAAACGGAGCCAGGAUCCUGCUGUUCAUGCUGGUUCACUAGAAAGGCUCUGUUACACAAUUAAUGUCAGUAGUAACACCCAUGUUUACCCUGCUAUUUCAUGUCAAAAUGGCUGCUGUGAGAAAAAUAUAUACUGUAUUAGACAAAAUGCAUCGAUAUUCAACAGCUUUGGCAUGUUGGUGAAAGCUUAUUAGCUGAUGUAGCAACAAUAUGCAGCCAUAAGCCAAAAUGGGCUUAGUGAGAUACUCAUUUCUUUCAUUCUUUUUACUGAUAACUUCAUUCUUGUGAAUUUGAUUUUACAUUAGAGGGUGUGUAGAAGAGAGAAGGCCAUGGAGGGCAAUAGUUUCUUUUAAAGACUUUUGUGUUUACACUUUUAGUUUGUCAAAGGAGCAGGUGGUUGAUAAUUUCUUGGAGUGUUUCCAAAUGGACGCCAUAAAGUGUAGGCACUGACUGAGCAAGCAUUUGUAGUUUGUUAGAGAACUCAGUAAUCUAUUUAGUAAUAUUCUCAUUGAAAUUGAAAGUGUUAAGUCACAUGCAACCAUCCUUAAACCUCUCAUGCUAGAUCUUGGUGUGGGGAUGAAUGGUUCUCAGUAUUUUGAAGCAGCUUUUUUAACAAUGUGUGUUUAGUGUUGGCAUAUAGAAGUGCUCAAAAUUUUCUUUGUAUUGGGUUUGUUGUGUUGACUUGAUAAUAAAAAAAGAAAAACUGACUUGGCUUGUGUGAACUAUCCAUAUCAACUUUGCUGUUGAGACGGAAAUAAACA
Molecule: messenger RNA, 1968 nt
Organism: Myripristis murdjan (pinecone soldierfish)
Lineage: Eukaryota; Metazoa; Chordata; Actinopteri; Holocentriformes; Holocentridae
Gene: snx22
Product: sorting nexin 22
Exons: 7
Coding region: 160-744 (194 amino acids)
Molecular function (GO): phosphatidylinositol phosphate binding
Source: RefSeq, a predicted model, not a curated record